Messenger RNA from Silurus meridionalis, 3716 nucleotides. RefSeq names its product euchromatic histone-lysine N-methyltransferase 2 (gene ehmt2). The record is from RefSeq and is a predicted model, not a curated record. Gene Ontology annotation, cellular component: nucleus. The coding region runs from base 89 to 3556 and encodes 1155 amino acids. Gene Ontology annotation, molecular function: p53 binding; protein-lysine N-methyltransferase activity; histone methyltransferase activity. NCBI's taxonomy places the organism in Eukaryota, Metazoa, Chordata, Actinopteri, Siluriformes, Siluridae. The transcript is spliced from 28 exons.
GUGUUCCGGUGCGGCGGCCAUCUUGUUUCGUGUUUGCGCAUUGUGUGCGAGUUCAUACUGCGUUUUGUUUCUUGUGGGCAGGCGGAAGAUGUCGGCGGAGGGACGGAGGAUGGAACAGGACUCGGCUGCCUGUAGUCCGGCGCACUGCGAACCCGUGGAGCCGAACAUGUCUCCAAAAGACCAGCAGAUCAGUGAGAAAUCUCAGACAUCUGGGAAACACCUCCCAGGUCACGCAGUGAAAUCGCUCCCUCCGUCUUCACCCUCUUCCGUUUUUGGUCGUGCUAAAAUGAGUGUGUGUGGGCCAGGCAGUAAGACACCGGUCCCUCCGGCGUCCUCCGUAAUGUCCUCCACCCCAUCCACGGCCACUCCCCCACCCAAAAUCCACAGAGCUCGCAAGACCAUGAACAGACCCCCUCUCUCACAGGUGCGUACUGUCCAGACCGCUGUAACUCCAGAGAAACCAAAAACAUGUAUCACUUUGGACACGGAUACAGAGAGGAAGAAACUGAAGUUGGAGACUGACUCCACAGCGCCCCCUGCAGAAAAGUUAGAACAAUCCUCAGAAAAAACAACACAGGCGACCGUAUCGCCUCCACUUGUGGUGGAGAAGGUGGAGCAUGUUGCUACGGAGACCAAAGAGCUGAGCUGUGGUUGGCUGGGGGACCUGGAUGAUGAUGCAGACGAGGAAGACUUUCACCUUCUGUAUAACAGUUACGCAGGAGACGACGUCAUCUACUCUGACAGCAAGUCUGAAGAUGGGAUGAUGGAGGGAGAGGACGUGCCAAUGGAGGACGAGACGGAGAGAACAUCUGAUCAUGGGUCUUCAUCGGAUCAGCCAAGAGAAAGCCUGAAAAAGAAAGGAGAGCGUGUAUCACCAUGGAAACAGCAAAGAAAGGACAGGAAGAGAGGCACACUGCCAGCUGCAGAAACGGACAGAGCCCCUCCUGUAAGAAGCUCCUCCGAGUACACUGAAGUUCCUCUGGGUUCUCUGGACAUCUCUGCCUCAGACACUCCCACUUUGUCUCCUCACACAGAUGAUAGAGAGAUGGAGCGGAUGGAGGAGUUGCCGUUGUGUAGCUGUAGAAUGGAGGCUCCUCGGGUGCACAAACUCACGGCGAACACGCAAACAACUUGCAUGGCCAUCGAGAGCAUCAACGGACAGCUGGUGGGCUGUACCAACUCCAUUAUAAAGGGGGAGACGAUGCGUCCCUCUAGCCGUGUCUCUCUCAUGGUACUCUGUGAGACCCAUCGCUCUCAUAUGGUGAAACAUCACUGCUGCCCCGGCUGUGGCUACUUCUGCCUCUCUGGGACCUUUCUGGAGUGUUGUCCGGACGUCCGUAUCGCUCAUCGUUUCCACCGCAGCUGUGUGUCUGUCCUGGGUGGUGGGCGGAGCCGGGGCACUUCGGUGGGCGUCGGCUUGCUUUUCUGCCCCCAUUGUGGCGAGGACGCCUCCGAGGCACAGGAAGUCACAAUUCCCCCGCCGUCAUCAUCUUCAGGGGCAGUUGUCACGUCUAGUGCCUCAUCCACCACUCCGCUUCUGCCUUCCGCGCUGGCGGCAGCGACUACGGCGCUCAGCAGCAAAAAGAGGAGCGGGGAGCCAAUCAGUGCGAGGAUGCACUGGCGUGGUGAGGUCAGGAAAGGGGUAGUGCCUCAGUCUGUACCCCCCAAUACUGCCACAGCUUCAGGGGUGGGUGGAGUUGUGGAUGUGGUUGCCCUCGGUGAAGGGGGUGUGGACAGUGUUGGCCCCUCACUUGUCCUCCCCAAUGGAAAGCCUGUGUGUCCUGGAGCACUGCCUGCUGGAGACUGCAGAGCAGCACUGCAGAGAGCCAUUCUCAAUCAGGAGACUGAAAGGAAGAAGAAGUUACGGUUCCACCCACGUCAGCUCUAUCCCGCGGCCAAACAGGGCGAAGUGCAGAGGGUUCUACUCAUGCUCAUGGAAGGUAUAGACCCAGUGUAUCAGCCGGACUCUCAGAAUCGGCGCUCUGCCCUUCAUGCUGCAGCUCAGCGUGGCCUGAUCGAGAUCUGCUACCUCCUCAUACAGGCAGGCGCUAAAGUGGACGCCCAGGAUAAGUCUCAGAGGACACCACUGCUGGAGGCCAUCGUUAACAAUCAAGUGGAGGUGACAAAGUUUCUCAUACAGAGUGGAGCCUGUGUUUACCACAUCGAGGAGGAUGGCUCCACAGGUCUCCAUCAUGCUGCCAAACUGGGAAACCUGGAGAUUGUCACACUGCUGCUCAACACCGGACAGGUGGACAUCAACGCCCAGGACAAUGGAGGUUGGACUCCUAUAAUCUGGGCUGCUGAACAUAAACACAUGGAUGUGAUCAGAGCACUGCUGAACCGUGGAGCUGAUGUUACACUGAAGGACAAGGAGAUGAACGUGUGUGCUCACUGGGCGUCGUUUGCUGGCAGUGCUGAGAUCGCUGAACUCAUCCUGAAUGCUGGAUGUCCCCUGACCUCCAUCAACCUGCACGGGGACACACCUCUGCACAUCGCCGCCCGCGAGGGACACAUCCACUGCGUCACGUUGUUCCUGUCCAGAGGAGCAGAUAUUGAUGUUGUGAAUAAAGAAGGGGACACGCCCCUCUCAUUGGCGCGACCUGAUUCGCCGGUGUGGGUGGCGCUCCAGAUAAACAGGAAGUUGAGGAGAGGAAUAGCCAAUCGGAUUGUGCGGACAGAGAGGAUCAUCUGCAGCGGCGUGGCACAGGGUUAUGAGAACGUCCCCAUCCCGUGUGUUAACGGUGUGGAUGAUGAAGACUGUCCAUCAGACUACAAGUACAUCGCUGAGAACUGUGAGACCUCCGCCAUGAACAUCGACCGCAACAUCACACACCUGCAGCAUUGUAAUUGUACAGAUGACUGCUCUUCUAGUAAUUGUCUAUGCGGACAACUCAGUAUCCGGUGCUGGUAUGACAAGGAUCAGCGUCUGCUGCAGGAGUUUAAUAAGAUCGAGCCUCCUCUGAUCUUCGAGUGUAACCUCGCCUGCUCCUGCCACAAGUCCUGCAAGAACAGAGUGGUCCAGGCUGGAAUCAAGGUGCGAUUGCAGCUGUACCGCACAGAGAAGAUGGGGUGGGGAGUCCGAGCUCUUCAGGACAUUCCUCAGGGGAGCUUCAUCUGCGAGUACGUUGGGGAACUGAUCUCAGAUGCCGAAGCAGAUGUGAGAGAAGACGAUUCAUAUCUGUUUGAUCUGGACAAUAAGGAUGGGGAGGUAUACUGCAUUGAUGCACGUUACUAUGGUAACAUUAGUCGUUUCAUUAACCAUUUGUGUGAUCCGAACAUCAUCCCUGUGCGAGUGUUCAUGCUGCAUCAGGACCUGCGCUUCCCCCGGAUAGCGUUCUUCAGCUCCAGAGACAUCCUAACGGGCCAGGAGCUCGGGUUUGAUUACGGAGAUCGUUUCUGGGACAUUAAGAGUAAGUACUUCACGUGUCAGUGCGGCUCAGAGAAGUGUAAACACUCAGCGGAGGCCAUUGCUCUGGAGCACAGCAGGCAGGCUCGCAUCGACUCCUUCCCAGACCAGACCUCCGAGCCCAGCUUCAACACACCAGCAAACUCCUGAUCUCCUCUCCAGACCCUCUGACGCAGUGCAUUAUGGGAGCUUUCAGCACCGUAGAGCUGCGUCGGCUUUCACACACAUGAGCCGAGAGAUCUGACGUGUGAUGAUCUGUUUCCUUUGUUUCGUUUAUAAUAAAGCCGAAAGGUGAGCGGUUCCGUUCUAA